AGGGUGCAUGAAGAGCGAGAAUGCCGUGGACACACGCCUCAUGGCACCAUUUAGGCAGUCCAAGUUCUUCUGCGACCUGGAUAAGAUCUACGCCAUUUCGAAGCGAUCCAAGGUAAAAGCUGUCGACGCUUUUGAUGAGCUCAUUGCAACCACCCCACACUUUGCCACCAUCCAUUCUUACUUGGAAUCGCAGCGAGGUGACGAUGACCACGAAGUUUCCACGUACGAUCCAUACCGAUCGGAGCCACUGGAUAUAUGUUCCUCGCGAACUCAAACGCUCAUCUUACCUGUCACACAGACCCAAGUCGUCGGUGAUGUUGUCCCUGAGUCCGUUCGCGAUACUUGUCCUGCAUUGACGUGUACGGAAUCGCCACCAAAAAAGGAGUCGUCUGACAUGAUGGAGAUCGUUCCUGAAACACGGAUGAGCGAUGACCUACCACCCUCCCUUCCGAUAUCAACAGCACGUUCUCUCUCUGAAACACCACAUACUCCUCACAACGAGGAGACGGUCUCCGAUUCUUCCGUCGACAUGUCAUUCAACGACUCGUCCAUUGUGCCCUCCAUUUCUUUCCACCAAAACGACAGUCGUGACUUUGGCGGAGACGCAUCCACCUUGUGCAUGAACGACAGCCUUGCUGCGUUUCCUGCAGUUCCAGCGACCCCUCCAAUUGACGAACUUACAUCGACCCCGCCAACGCAGAAAUCGGCGUCACCAGCACAAUUCUCCUCGACGUCCACCAUCUUGCUCCAGCCUCAGCCCAAGUCGCCUCCGUGUACCGUUCCAAUCGAAUACUACGACACUGACCACUUUGCCGAAAUCAUGCCAUGUUGGCUCGUUGGCCCUCCAUGCCGGUUUCACGACCCGCACCUUCGGCACCCUCAACUCUUGUUCUAUGUUCAAGCUUUGGACUUGUUCCUCAACACAGCGUCAUCCUCAUCGACCUCUUACCUUCGCACCGCGUGCACGGUGGCCCGCCGAGUAUUCAUGGAGCUUUGGCACCGCCAUCUCAACUCUUCGACGGACUCGACAGUGUCGUUCGAUUUGGAUCAUUACUUGAGCAGAGGAAACACUCUUCCUGGAGUGUGCACGCCCGUUUGGCAAUAUCUACAAGUGCAAUGGCACGCCCAUUCUGCCAGUAUCUUGCACACGACGACCUUCUACUCAGCCCCGCCGCCAGAUGCGAGCAACUCCGCCAAGACGUCCCUCCCUCACAUUAAGGAUAAGCUCCGUGCAAUGCAAAUUUACGGCCGCAGUCACAAUUGCGAAUCGUUGCGGGACCUCAUCCCGCAUUAUCUUGACGCGACAACGGACCAUGGUGAGUCGAGCCAAGCUCUUUUUCGGCACGUCGCGUCUGCAGAAGAAUUGCACGUGGCACUGCGCGGUCUCCAGGCCAAGCUCAAGUGCCCUGUGAUUCCGAUGGGUACAUUCCGUCGUGGGGGCAUGUUUGUGUCCGUAUUGGACGUGUUGGCCGUCACCCCGGCCUCGGUUUCCUCGAUCGUGGACCUCUUAACCCGCGUCAAGGUCCUCGAAUGCGAUACCCACCAUGCGACAGCAACUCGGUUGAUCGCGCCCAUUCGAUUCAAAACCCACCGCCUCCUCCUGGACCUGAAAGUGUACACCCAGCCAACCGCGAGCUUUGCCAUGCUCUACUUUACUGGGCCGGCAUCGUAUGUAGCGUCCACGUUGCUAGCGUCCAUGGCAAAGGUCGACGACAGCACACCUGUCACCUUUGACGACUGGUACACAUGGUUGCUGUCAAAGUACGGGGCGGACCUCCUCCUCGCUCAGGUACACGACGAAGCAAGUGCGUGUCGAGUCCUGCAAAUUCCUUAUUUGGCGCCACGCGAUCGACUGUUUUAAGUUGGCAAGACUCAUAUUUACGCGUGAACACGGUGUGCAAA
This is a messenger RNA of Aphanomyces invadans, 1902 nucleotides long. RefSeq lists its product as hypothetical. The transcript has a single exon. Lineage: Eukaryota; Oomycota; Saprolegniomycetes; Saprolegniales; Verrucalvaceae. Bases 8 to 1861 code for a protein of 617 amino acids. The record is from RefSeq and is a predicted model, not a curated record.